UUAAUCAUUUAAAAGUCCUUUUAUUGGACAUAAAUGGACAGUGACCACGCCAAUCAGUAAUCGAUCUUCUUUUUUCUUCAUAUCUAAAUUCAUUUUAUGCUAUGCUUUGGAUGCCGGAGAGUGCUUUUAAAUAACUUUCAGUCCGUCAAUUACUAUUAUGUCUUAUUGGUAAAGACUUUGAUGCCCUGUGGAGAUGUAUUUCAAAUUAACUUUCUGCAUUUUGCAUGUAUUGAUUAUUCCUAAAGAUGUAUCGUCACUGUGUUUGACUUGGACGUCGUCUGCUGAUGACAUCAUUAGGUCUCAUUGCUACUGGUAUGUAGAGCUGAGCAAGGCCGUUUCCUUUUUCGAGGCCGAUGAUAUUUGUGCAUCAAAUGGAGGUCGACUUGCCCCAUUUGUUGACAGCUGGCAAUAUUCGAUUAUAGAAAACAUGCGCCCAUACACAACGCCAGAUACUUUUAUUGGAGUCAUAGAUAUUGGAAAAGAAAACACUUGGACCCAACUAGAUGGCACAAAAAUAGACAGCUCGUUCACAAACACAUUCGAUUUAAAUAAUAAUCAACCGAACGGCGGAAACAGUCAGAAUUGUAUCGUGAUUGACAUGGAACCUCACCAUUACUUCCGGCCCGACAAAACCCAAGACAAGUCUUGCUUCUCGUCGUUUAAAACGACGGCCAUGAUCUGCUAUGCAGACAAGAAAGAAUUCUGCUACGUUUGGAUGUCGGUAAAUGACGGGAAACUCCGCGAGCACUGCUACUGGCUGACCACCAAGCCAAGGUCCAGCAGUCGUUGGAAUUUCAUUGACGCACUCUCUCUGUGCACGGCAGAAGGGGGCACCCUGGCACCGGCAAUAGACGAGAUGCAGCUGGCAUUCAUCCGGGAAACCUUGACAGGCAUAUUCCAAUCACCGAAUGCCACUUGUACCGGAGUAUGGAUGGGAUCCAACACCAUACGUGGAUAUACCUGGAAUUGGAAUAACGACCCAAAUUUCCUCUCCAUUCCUCUGGGAAAUCUAACUCCCGAAAAAUGUCUGCGUCUGAAGAAAGACACGCUGGAUGCAGCGUACAUCUCUUGUAACUCUGACCUCUCAGAUGUACGUGGUGCCGUCUGCUUCAGAAAUACUACAGGACAGAUACUGACAACUCCUACAACAACAACACCAACAACGACAACACAGACACACCCACCGACUACAUCAACAACAUCUACAACCACUACUACAACAUUACCAACGACAACAACAACUAGCGCGACGACAACACCGCCAACAACUAGCGAGGUCCCCAGUGUCCUUAACCUGACAUACCUAGAACAGGUCAAGGUCGCCCUGACGGUGGACCCUAAAGAAACGAGUGCUUUUAAGGCCACCCUUAACUGCGCAGAGGACAACCGCUUUGUGUCGAAAUGUAUGGGUUACACCGGGGUAGCGGUCAUAUCCGGGAUAUUUGUGACAAUUUUAUUCUUAGACGUCAAACUCCUGAUAUCAUGUAGAUAAAUGGCGAGGAGUAAUCAAAAUGAAGAUUCGAAUUUUCUUCUUUUCUUAAGUACAAUUUUGCAUAAUAUUUACUGUUGUGCGAUUGUUGAAGAUUCUACUUUCGAAUUGUUACAUGAGGUUUAUUUGAUAUUCGCAUUGAUCGUGUUUUAAUGUAUCUAAAUUAAAAUUUUACCAUAUUGUUUGAUGUUUAACAAUAAAAAUCAAUUCGCUAAUAAAGUUGACUGUAAAGUGACCUACACGCUAUUCAGAAAUUUUAGUACGCAUUAAUCAUAAUAAAAUGAAAACAAAUCGAUGUAAAAUUAUUGGUCUGCAUAAACACUUACUAGCUAAAUAUUGCAAAAUAAAAGAGAGUAAAUCUUAUAAUUCAUGAAUUAAUAACUCUUCACCAACGAGAGUAGUUUACCUCAAACAAAUGAAUGUCCACAUGUACAUCUGUACAAGUGGAUAGGGCUGUGCCUUAUCUAGAUGUAUGUAACAAGAUAUCGUAUAUACCCAUAACUACAGUACUUACAUGUGUCAUUAUAACUGAUUGGUCCGAAUUUUUUUUUCUUAAUCAUCUAUUACAGUAUUAAAUAUUGUUCAAAACAAAACAGUUAUCGUGAAAAGUUAUAGACUUUCACUUUUUUACAGCAGCAGAUUUUGUCCUUUAUCUUUCUAAGAUAUUCAGAGUAAAUAAAAAAAUAAUUUCGUAUGAUACAUCUACAGGAAUACGUACAAAAAAAUCUCCAUCAAACGAACAAAAUUGACACAGACAUUCUAAGAGAAUAAUCAUAACUAAGCAAUGCAUAUCUCCUGCCAAUAUCCCGAAUUUUAAAACAAAUGUCGUUUAAUGUGCUUAAUAAAACUGGAGAAAAUUCUAGAAAAGACGUUUUUAAUGAACAAUUAAGCAACAUUUAUAAUAAUAAAAAAAAUAAUUGUUUAAAAACAAAUAUUUCAUUUCUGUGCAUCCAUUUGUUUGUCUACUAUACAGCAAUGUUUAAUUUGUUUACACCCACAGAACCUCAAACUUCCCACACAUCCUCAAAGUUUAAGAUAAAAAUGUAACAUAAAUAACAAUAUGAUCUUUAAUGGGGACAAAACAUGUAAUAUAAUCCAAAUUUUUAUUGAUUCAUUUAAGACUAGCAGCUUUUAUUUAAAAAUCAUCCACAUAUCAACCGUAGAUACAUUGUAUAAGUUGAAAUUUAAGAUGGUAAGAUGGCUAAUUUAAAAACUUUACUAAACUGAAAUUGAUUUGUUAUAUUCUACAUAAAUACAUUUCU
Molecule: messenger RNA, 2751 nt
Organism: Magallana angulata
Lineage: Eukaryota; Metazoa; Mollusca; Bivalvia; Ostreida; Ostreidae
Exons: 7
Coding region: 194-1492 (432 amino acids)
Biological process (GO): biological process involved in interspecies interaction between organisms
Cellular component (GO): external side of plasma membrane
Molecular function (GO): carbohydrate binding
Source: RefSeq, a predicted model, not a curated record